Molecule: messenger RNA, 10053 nt
Organism: Sus scrofa (pig)
Lineage: Eukaryota; Metazoa; Chordata; Mammalia; Artiodactyla; Suidae
Source: RefSeq, a predicted model, not a curated record
GUCCCGGGCGCAGCGGAAGGCUGCGGCGCGCCGCUGAAUUAACUGAUGAGAACGAGUUCUUUUCUUCUCUGGGAGGGGUGCGGAGUGGGGGUCCUGGCGGACAAGGCGGAGAAGCCCGGGGCGGGCUAGCGGUCCCGGACCGCCGUGGAAAUUUCCAAGGACUUGGCGCGGCGCGGGGAGCGCGUCUUGGGGGGGUGGGGGGUGCCUGGCGGCGCAGCAGCGCGGAAGGCGGGGAGAGACGGCGAAGGGCGCAGGAGCAUCGUUGAGGAAGGCACGCCGCGGGCCAAAUGUCUGAGAGGGAGCCGAACCUUCUCCCGGACCCUUGCCGAGGGCGACGGUGAUGCUGCAGAACCCGCGGGAGCGACUCAGCGCCGCUGCUCGCCGCGCUCUAGGAGACCUCGGCGCCCGCCUUCUGCAGGGGAAGCGACCGCGGCUGUAGCUCGUGACUUGCUCCCAGGUCACUUCCCCCAAGAAAGAAAUCCUUGAAAAAGUUGCAUUGGAAAAAAAAUCUUUGCGCUGACCUUUGGGGCCGUGGGCGCCGAGGGAGCGUGCGUGCUAGUGCCAGCAAGAAAGCGAAAGGUGUGUGCAUGGGGGGCCGGCGGUGGGGGGACCCUCCGCUGCCCCUGCGCCUAGCGUUGUGCUGAGGCUCCCCUUCUCGCCCGCCGGGACCCCGGGGCUGAGAUGAGCCCCUGCGGGCGGGCCCGGCGACACACGUCCCGAGGGGCCAUGGCCGUCCUGGCGUGGAAGUUCCCGCGGACCCGGCUGCCUGUGGGAGCCAGUGCCCUCUGCGUCGUGGUCCUCUGUUGGCUCUACAUCUUUCCCGUCUACCGGCUGCCUAACGAGAAGGAGAUCGUGCAGGGGGUGCUGCAACAGGGCACGGCGUGGAGGAGGAAUGAGACGGCGGCCAGAGUCUUCAGGAAACAGAUGGAAGACUGCUGCGACCCCGCCCAUCUCUUUGCUAUGACUAAAAUGAAUUCCCCCAUGGGGAAGAGCAUGUGGUACGAUGGGGAGUUUUUAUACUCAUUCACCAUUGACAAUUCAACUUAUUCCCUCUUUCCCCAGGCAACCCCAUUCCAGCUGCCCUUGAAGAAAUGCGCGGUGGUGGGAAAUGGUGGGAUUCUGAAGAAGAGUGGCUGUGGCCGUCAAAUAGAUGAAGCAAAUUUUGUCAUGCGAUGCAAUCUGCCUCCUUUGUCAAGUGAAUAUACUAAGGAUGUUGGAUCCAAAAGUCAUUUGGUGACGGCUAACCCCAGCAUAAUUCGGCAAAGAAACAUUGUCCUGGGAGCAGUGGAGGUGAGCCUGGCAAUAAGAACCCAACUCCUAAUGUUUCAGAACCUGCUGUGGUCCAGAAAGACGUUUGUGGACAACAUGAAAAUCUAUAACCACAGUUACAUCUACAUGCCUGCCUUUUCUAUGAAGACGGGGACAGAGCCAUCCCUCCGAGUUUAUUAUACACUGUCAGAUGUUGGUGCCAAUCAAACAGUGCUCUUUGCCAACCCCAACUUUCUGCGUAGCAUUGGGAAGUUCUGGAAGAGUAGGGGAAUUCAUGCCAAGCGCCUGUCCACAGGACUCUUUCUGGUGAGCGCAGCCCUGGGCCUCUGUGAAGAGGUGGCCAUCUAUGGCUUCUGGCCUUUCUCUGUGAAUAUGCAUGAACAGCCUAUAAGCCACCACUACUAUGAUAAUGUCUUGCCCUUUUCUGGCUUCCAUGCUAUGCCGGAGGAAUUUCUCCAACUCUGGUAUCUUCAUAAAAUUGGUGCACUGAGAAUGCAGUUAGACCCGUGCAAGGACAGCUCACUCUAGUCCACUUCCUAGAGACCAUGGAAAAAGAAAGGACUGAGCCAGGGUAUUUUUGUUAGGUUUUCUACAUGACUCCAAAAGGAAAUGGCCAGGUCGUUUCAUGGAUUUGCAUGGGCCCCUUGGAAAAAAAACAACUACAACAACCCAAGGGAAACUCUACUUUUACUAUUGGCUUGGAGGACAAAAACCAAAGUGAAACGUCCUAGGAAGUAUCUUACAGCACAUGGUGGAUUUGCAACUAGUAACAUGCCGAUGAAAUGAUGUUGGUAAAGCACAUUUAUAUGGUUCGAAUCAAGAAGGUGCCGUUCACAAACAAGACAAAACUUUACUUGUUGAAGGAAUUAAUCAAGGUAGCAUAAAUGAAAUGCCAGGGUGAAAGUGUUAGUGAUUAUCAACACAGACUGACUUAAUAAUAAUAAUAAAAAAAAACUAUCUUAUUAAGACUAACAUUAGAACUAUAGGUUUUUAAAAAAAUUAUUAUUUAUUUUUGCCCUAUUUAAGGGCAGUGAGUAGGUAAUGGGGUAGAUUUUAAAAAUCCCUUACUGAGUAAUAUGGAUACAAACCACUAUGGCCAAUUAUUGUGAUUUGUUGAACCAAGUCUCUGUUAACUAUAGUUCCUUUCCCUUCCGUUUAAAAAAUGUUAAAUAAAAAUUACUUCGUCUCCUUUUGUCAAGUCUACUUAGACAAUGUGAAGCAUUGUUGAAUUCAGCCUCUAUUGAUUCAUAAUCAGGAUGAUCCACUUUCCGUCCUCAGAAUUUAGGGCAUAAACUCCAUUUUAGGUCGACAUAUGUAACCCUGUUUGCAUUAUUAGUAUUAUUUUAGUGCAAAACAAAGCAAAACAAAACAAAUCCUACAAAUGUCAGUGUGUUAUUUAUUCCUAAAUUUGCAUAAUUGUCUUCAUAAACUAAUGUUGGGAGAUGAAGUAAAGCACAAUGGGAUAAAGCUUAGUCUCUGGAAGACAGAUUGGAAGGCAUAUCCUUUUUCUAUCUACCAGGGUAGGUUCCCUCCAAUAUAGAGCAUAUGCUGGCACACACAAAAGGAGGCAUAUAUUCACGUACACUCACAUAUACUUGCACACAUGCACAACAAAGCUCAACAAAGCUCAUUCCCAUGCAACUAUGAAAGCUGAACUCACAUCACCUGGAGUGGCAAAAAUCUGUAAGCAGUGUUGGAGAGCUCUAAAUUCAUUAUGUACUACUACUAUACCUUGAUGUGAGACAAGCCAGCUUACUGGUUGCUGCUCAUAAGGCUCAAAAUAGCAUGAGAUGCAAGCCUGGCCCCCAGAUCACCCUGAAUGAGCAGAAUUGUUUUACUCCUUCUGACUCUCUCCAACAUCUCAUGAGUGGAUCCUGUGUUGAGUAUGGUUGUGGUUGAGUAGGGUUUGGCAAGGCAUGGUUCACAUCCAUGAAGGGAUGUGAAUUAGUAGCUGUUUAUUCCCUUAGUAGCAAGUAGUACUGCUCAGAAAGCUUGUUACCAAAGCUCUGAUACCUGCAAACAAACUCAACUGGAUUACAAGCAGCCAUAUGGGUUUAAAUGUAAGAGGAAGGUAAAGGAAACCUCACGUGCUUUUUGGGCUUUGUGAUGCCUUAAUCCAAAAGGAGACAGUAGAAAUCACUAACUUUACUCUUUUAAGUGUCACAAAAUAUAGGUAAACUGUACCCAAAAGUUCUGCUCCAUUUUUAAUGGUAGAGAUUCAGUAUACAUUAUAGACUAAAACAGGUGGCAGUUUUGAGUGGGUUAAUUUAAAAGAUAUCAAGAUAACAAUGCCCUUGGAAAAAUUCUACACCACUGGAAGUUCCCAAGCCAGGGGUCAAGCCACAGCCCCUGUAGUAGCAACACUGAGUAGUUAUGUUGUGAGCCACAUGGGAAGUCCAACUGAUGCUACAUUGUUGGAAUGAGUAAUUUCUAAAUAAGAUCGAAUAUUGAGGUUAUUAUAGAGAUCAACAGUUAAAAUAUGACUGGUUGACGUAACACAGAUUAUAUUGAUACCUAGAAAGUUGAGUUCUCCUGUGGCACAGGGGGUUAAGGAUCCAGCAUUAUCACUGCAGUGGUUUGGGUCACUGCUCUGGUAUGGGUUUGAUCCCUGGCCCAGGAAUUUCCACAUGCCAUUGUUGUGGCAAAAAAAAAAGUUAAGAAUGUAAGAGUUUUGAUUAUAUUGCUCUUUUGAUCCUAUUUGGCAGAAAAAAAAAAUAUGAGAACGUAUUAUGAGUGAGUUGCAUUAAAUAUUCACUACAUGUGCAACCCUGAAUAUAUUUUCUCCUUUGAGCUAUUAUUAUUUAGUAAUUACCUUAAAAAAGAAUUUAUUUUUACCUCUACGUUUCAUCAAAAUGUAAAAGGGCUAAUGAAAAACACAUAAAAGUUCAUAAAAUACAUAUCGAAUUAGCCCUUUGAUAAAAUGUAAUUAACAAGCUCCAUAAAGCCCAAGCAUCCCAGUGUCAUUGAAGAUCCCUUCUGGAAUUUUGGUAUCUUGUGAUUCCUGAGAUAGAUUCAUGCACUAGAUUUGUACAAUGGUUGGUCUAUAAAUUUGGAGCUUCUGAAAGGCAAAAACAGAAAUGGCCCAAACUGAUAAUGUGUAAUUAGAUCAGGGCUUCUUAACUGAGGUGAUUUCCAUCCCCCCACCCCCACUCCUGACAAUCCGGUGACACUUGGCAAUGUCUGGAGACAUUUUUAACUGUCUGGUUUGGAGGGUGCUACCACACAUCUAGUGGCCAGAACCCAGGGAUCCUGCUAAACACCCCACAAAGCACAGGUCAGCCCCUCACUACAAAGAAUUACCCACUCAAAAAUGCCAAUAGGGCCCAGGCUGAGAAAUUCUGGAUUAGACCAAAAGGACAUUUUGAUUGUUCCAUAUUGUCUUCAUUUAAGGGUACAUGUACAUGCUCAAGUCAUUUAAAGGAGGACUACAAGUUAAUGAGAGUGUUUUCUUGAAGUAGAUUCUAGUUUGGCAUUAUUUUAAAGUGACAAUUCAUAGGUAUGCCAUACGUCUUCCCUUUUCUGUGGUUAGAUAGAUGUACCUAAACCCACGAGUGUGAGUGUCUGUGCUUGUGUGUGUACAUGCGUGAGUGUAGCAUAAAGUUAUUUGUAUCCAUCCUUAUUGAAAUAUCUGUAUUUCUAAGUGAAGACCUUCCUAGAUUUAUCUUGCAGAGUACCCUGGCAUACUCUAUUACUAGUAAGAAGUUGAGUUCUAAACUCCAUUAUUUUAUUUUGCUUAUUUGAAAGUGAGACUGUCAGAAUUGAGCCUCAUUCUUUGCCAUAUUUGGUUGAUGACAUUUUAUUAUUUCUGACCUUAAGAUUCAGCUCAGAAAAGAUGCAGGUUAUGGUAGACACAUUCAAUAAGGAAAUAUUUCAUCAUUUUUGAGGCAUCUGCCAAGAGAAGUUGUCACCCUCUAAAUAAAAUCAGUCUAAUUUUUAAAUUUCUUUUUAGUGGCAAAAAAUAGGUUGCUUCAGGGGAAUCAAAGAGGAGGCGAAGAGACUGAAAAUGAAUGCUCAAUGUGAAUUUUAAUUGUUAGUAACUUCAAUUAAGAAUUGCAUGGAUGCCAAGGAUCAUGAGUAAGGAUGACUUCUGUUUGAUUUUAAUUAGACUUCAGUAAAAUUAAGAUAAUUGAAGGAUUAAGUUAUUCCAUAAGAAAGAAAAGUAAUUUUUUACAUGAAAGAUUUUAAUAUGAAGGAAGACACUGGACAUACAUGCUUUAUAUAGAAUAUUUGACAAAAGGUUUAUACAACAUUGCACAUCUCAACUGCAAGUAACAUAAGAAGUUAAGGAGAGCUUCCUGGGUUUUGUUUCCACAAAGUUCACUUUUAGUUGUUUUAACAAGGGCAAAUGAUCCAAAAUGAUCCAAAUGAUCCAAAGUGACAGAUGUUCAAAUAGGACUCCGUUUGGCUUUGUGAUAUCUUAUGCCCUUUACUUGGCUAAAAAUCUUUGCUGAGGUUAAACAUGAUUUGUACCUGAAACAAUGGGCAACGUGGCUUAAAAAUCUACAUGGAAAAUAACUGGGAAAAUCCUAGGAUUCUGAAUUUGGAAAAACAUUCUGACAUUAGUCAAAAGCUUUACAGGGGUAUUCUAGAUGAUUUCAAAUAGAAACUAACUAUCAAUAUUUCUUCUGGGUAGCAAUAUGGUGAGGUUGUGAUUUUAUUACAUACUACCUCUAAUUUGUUUGGAAAAUUAGCCAUCCAUAGUUUUAAUUUUUAUGUUUAAAAGUACUGCCUUGGAGGAAUUCUCUUGUGACUCAGCAGGUUAAGGAUCUGGCAUUGUCACUGCUGUGGCUCCGUUUCGAUCCCUAGCCCUGGAACUUCCACAUUCCUUGGGUGUGGCCAAAAAGGAAAAAAAUUAUAUUCUUUCCAUUUAUUUAAAAAAAAUUUUUAAAUGAAAGUACUGACUCAAAAUUUUUAAAGGAGAAAUCCUUGUUAGGAGGGACCAAAGAGCAAAAGAUGUCAUAGUCCACUGAAAACUUGAGAGAGUGCUUAUUGUGUUUAUAAAAACAUUCCCACCAAAACCAGGCAAUAGCUGCUCUCUGGAGAGUUCCAAAGAUCAACAGCUGUAAGGACUUUGGUGGGAAACUGAGGACAAGCAUGUGGAAGAAGGCUUGAAAACAACACUAUGCUUUUUUAUUUCUGCAUUGUCCCAGUAUACAGGUUGAUUCUGAGGUGAUCUGCUUUUAGUGGGCACACAUCAAGAAGGAGAAGUGAGCAGACAGUUGCAGGGCACCUACACCUUAAGUCAAGCCUCUUACAAAGUAAGCUGUAACUGCACGUAAACAUGAGUCGCAGUUUUGGCAACUUCAGUGAACUGUGUGCUGGGGCGGAAGAGGCAAGUGGAAGGGGAAAAAACCCAGGCCCCAAGCUUUCAGCAUACAAAGGGUCAGAGAAGUCUCUGCUCUUGGCCUUGGCUUUCCAGCACAAGCUCUGUCCACUACCAGGGAAGCUGGCCUAGCUCUGCAGUCGAGCUAGUAGCCUUGUGUUUAGAGAGUUGAUAUGGAAAUUCACUGAGAAGCUUAAAAUUUUACAUUGCCUUAAACAUUUGGGGGGGUAGGAUGGUGGGGAGCUUAAACUUGUACUUUCUAAAUUGGUAUCUUGUGACAGAAUUCUGGUCAUCCUGACCUAAUUAAGGCCCUGCCAGUGUUUAUUAAAAAUAGAGGAGUUCCCGUUGUGGCUCAGUGGUUAAUGAACCUGACUGGGAACCAUGAGGUUGUGGGUUCGACUCCUGCCCUUGCUCAGUGGGUUGAGGAUCCGGCGUUGCUGUGAGCUGUGGUGUAGAUCGCAGAUGCAGCUUGGAUCUGGUGUUGCUGUGGCUCUGGGGUCGGCCUGUGGCUGCAGCUCUGAUUCAACCCCUAGCCUGGGAACCUCCAUAUGCCUCGGGUUCGGCCCUAGAAAAGGCAAAAAGGCAAAAAGACAGAAAAAAAAGAAAAGAAAAGAAAAAAAAAUGGAGCUUUUUUUCUCACUCAGAUGCAUCUUCUAAGUUCUUAAAACUGGGAAGAUAGCAAAUAUUCUACCAGUUCACAUAUAGCCUCUUUGAAAGCCCUGAGAUCAACCUAAAGGCAAGCUGAAGCCUAGACUGUCUGUUUAUAAACUCCUGAAUAGAAAGCCCCAGUAUUUAGAUUGAGCACUCUAAAAUUCCUAUUUUGUAAAUGAAAGGAGAUUGAUGAGAAUCUGCAAUUGCUAUAGCCAUUUUUCUUCCCAUCACAAGAAAAUGGGCACUACUGGCUUUACCCCCAGCUUUGGCUCCUCUUUGAAUUUUUUAACUGCAUCCUAGAGGUGAGAGAUUGGAAUAAAUACAUGAAUGGAAGACUCAUUUAAACAUGACACAAAACCUAUUCUUGUCAUUGCAAUAAGGAAAAAUAUAUGUUUCUGUUUCCUUCUUCUGAUUUUCUGUUGCCAGCAUUUCUGAUUUCUUGCAUUGCUAACCAAUAAGGAGUAAAUAACUUAUUAUAAAUUGACUUACAAUACUUGUGAGCAAUUGUAUGGGCCAUAGCCCAUAACUGUAAUUUUUUUAAAGCACAAAAAUGGAAUUAUAUUUUGGUCAUGGUCACUCAUUUACCUACCUCCUGUGUUGGUACUGAUCUCUAUGUUGUGCUAAAAUCCUUUCUGAUUUGCUUUCCUAUUGAGGCUGUGGGAUAUAAUCAAUGAUGCGAAGCUAUCUGGGAGUUUUAUAAAAUAAUAUCUAAAUGUAUUGAUCCAGUCGCUUUCUGUUUCUAUAUAAUUCAAUUUUCUCCAGGUAUUUGUCAUUUUAAAAGCUUUUCUUUUCCAUGAUACCAUUAAAUAUCUAAGACGUGUGCUUUUUAAUCCCAACAAAGAAAAAUCAGGAGAUAGAUAUGUUUGCUUUUCUCUACACAGUAAGAGAAAUGGAGAGUUGUUUUUUUUAAAAAAAAGUUUAACAAAAAAGAUAAAGAUAAAAAUCAGGGAGGGAUCUUAGCGUGCAGUGAAGCAGACACCACAGAGGUUUGCUGUCCUUGCAUAAGUCCCAAGAAUAGAACCUUUGCAAAACGUGUUAAAGGAAAUAUAUUGUUGUGCAGUCAUUGUGGCUAAUGAUGGAAAGACACUAGAGGAAGCAGCCUGUGAGCCAGAGUUUGAGAUCCUAGGGGAAGAAAGCAGAAGUGGUACCUAUUUACCUACUUGGAACCUCACUGUCUAAAAGCUUCCCCACUUCCUGCUCUCUCCAAGUUGGGCUGGUCUGGAUAUGCAAACACUGUCAUUCUCAUACCCUUCUUCCAUCCCACUUGGACACAUACUCCCACAUGAAGAUUAUUAGUUAGAUCCCCUGCCAUGAUGAGGCAGCGAUAGUAGGAAGUAUCACCUUGAACUUGACCCUUCGAAACUUGGUAUCGUGUUGGCUUUAGUCCUCCGUUCCUGCCACUACCUCAAUAAAAGGCUUCUGUAUUUGUUAUUAAUUAGGCAGACACAGAUGUCUUCUCCCCUACUUUCUAGUGUAAAUGAGCCUGUGCGGGCACACACACACACACACACACACACACCUUUUGCAUUAUUUAUGCUCAUCGAAAAGAGAAAGAUGGCUGACCUGGUGGGGGUGGCAGAGGGUGCCUUAACUUUUUCUGGCUUCACUCCCACUUCCUUAUGUAUUUCCUUUAUGUUCCCUUGUCACUUUAGAGGUGUAACCAUGUUUGUUCCAAGUUGUAUCUUGAUCAUCAGCAAGAACUCUUAUAAGUGUAGUGAAUGUGACUAUUUUAUAUAAAUGCACAAUAGUAUAUAGGCCUUGGAGAUGUCUGAUAAUAGUAUGUAAAUAUUCUUUGUUGAUGUAAUAGAACCUUCUCGUAGGGAACGCCUUAGGUGACAGCCACAGGAGAACACAUAGACUAAAAAUAUUUGUCUUUCCUAUAAACAUUUGAAUUGUUUGUCUUUCCAACAAAUGCUUGAAUUAUAUAGGAGGCAUGCAAUUUUUUUUGUUUGUUUGUUUCUCAUUCUUCUUAAGCACCAAUAAAUACUUUGGGCUUUCUAGUGGUAGGUGAGUAGAGACUUCUUUUUCAUAACACAUAGGAUUCACAAUUUGUGAUGAUGGAUGGCCAUUGGGGACAUCACAGUCAGAGACGCAAAAGGAAGGGGCAAGAACAGACAGGGAGAUCACCAUGGACAAGUUUGUCUAAUUUUUUAAAAGUUUGGAGCCUUACUAGAACUCUAGGUACCAUACAACAUAUUUAGUCUGAAAAGCUUUAAAAAAGAAAAUUUCUCUUUAACUUGAUUAUUGCACCUUUUGCAUGUAAGCUGUUUUUCAAAAGCAAAUUUGCAGAGACUGGAGCUAAGAAGUAUGUAGAGAAAUUCACUUUUUUUUUUUUCUCACACAGUAUUUACUGUCUGACUAAGAGUCUGUGGAUGCAAUAAUUCUGGAAAAGAUUUUAGAUUAGACUAUAAAAUCGAAAUCAUUUUGAAAGUGUACCUGGAAUUAUUUCUUCCUAAUGAAGCCAAAUUCCACUGGUAAUAGGUAAGGGGAAAUAUCAGUGUUCUUCAUUUCUUCUUUUUUUCAGUUCUGUAUGAAACAUAGCAGGUAAGAAAAAACUUUAAGUGGUACUUUUUAUAGUGACUUGAGAAAACAGUAUCUCUGCUGGUUCUGCUGAGCUGUUCUUUCCACAGAGUCUAAACGCAAUGUCAUAAGAAGAGGUUUGCUGUAAAAACAUGUCUUUUUCUUUUCUGUGUUCAUUGUAAUUAUGGCUGGUACUGAGAAGGUUCAAUAAGUCUCAAUUUCUCUACCUCCCUUACUUGGAGAAAUUUUGGAAAUACACCCUGUGAAUAAAAUGAUUUUUUUAAAUAGCU